GCAUACGAGUGUCUCUGUCAACAAGAUAGAAACCGUUGUUAGUGUUGUCUCCAGCCAAACUUGCCGUAGCGCAAAUGAGCUAGUCCGUCAUCACUCGGUGGAUCAAGGGCCGGUCUCGGCCCUCACCACCAUGCCCAGCAGAGCGACGCCGAAGGCCCCAUGCCGACGUUUAUCAGACAUUAGAAACCACACACGCAUCAGCAGCGUCGGCAGCAGAACUAGCUGUAGCAAAGGCGGCUUCGUCCGCGUUAUAGAGUGUUUAGAAAUCGAGCAUCAGCUCACCAGCCGUUGAGAAACCCCGCAUGGCCUCUACAGGCCAGGGCGCACCUCCCGGGCCUUCUGGCGGACAGUCAAGGCCUGCGCCACGAAAGCCCACACCGGACGGCGUGGGGGGGGCAGGAACGGCGCGGAAACAGAGCGGUGGCGGAGGUAGCGGAGGCGGCGGAGGCGGUAGUGCAGGGGGCGACCCUAGCCGACCUAUCAGCCGACAGCAUUCCGCUAGGUCGACAGUCUCUAGUGAGGAAUCGGAGGGCGGAGAAGGCUCCACGGUUAGAUCAACGGUUGCCAGUGCCGGGGACGGUGGCGGUGCGGCAGGGGUUAAGGCAGACAGUGCUGCCGAGCCGCCUACUCCUAGCGGGAGUAGCAAAGGCGGAGGGGAUAGUAAGAAGCCUAAGACUUUCACGAGGCUCCUGUCUAAAAAGGGUGGCACUUCAAGCGGCACCGCUACGAGCACAGGCGGUAGCAGCAGCGGCCGCCAUAAAAGCGGAUCAGGAAUCCCCCAUGCGGUCCCCCAUGGAGCACCACACCCACCAGCGCCAGCGACAGCGGCGGCGGCGGCAUCGGCGGACGCGGCGGCGGCGGGGGGUUACAGCAGCGACGCGUCAGUAGCCAGCAAGUCCUCCGGGAGAUCCGCGGGGGUUAAGAGAUCGGCGGCUGUGAGCAUGGUGCGGCGAUCGACGGGCGUGAUGCUGGUGAUGGAUCCGUGGACGGCCAAGAUCUUGCACGUGAGCGAGGGGGGGAUCACGGCGCUCGGGCACAGCAAGGCGGAGUUAAGGGAGCGGACGAUCUGCGACCUGGCGGAUGGGCUCACGCUGGUGGAGUGGUCCAAGGCCAUUGGGGGACUCGCCAGCCAGGAGGCGAGGAGAGUGGUGCUUAGGUUCCGUCUGUGCAAGUCGUCGGACCGUAAGGCCCCUCUGCUAGGCCAGAAGGUCGAUCUGGAGCUGCAGCUGCACGGCGCAGGCGAGAAUAAGGACCUAGUGGGCACUAUGACGCUAGCCAACCCGGAACUCACGGCCUCUAGGCACGCUGGUAGCGCUAGUGGCAGUAGCAGUAGCAGUUCCUCUCACCACCAUCACCACAAGGAGAAGGGGGCUUCUGGUGGUGGUGCUGCAGGGAAGGACGGCUCGGCUUCUGCUGCCCCUGCUGCUGCUGGUGUUUCAGGUGCGGCUGGGGGGAAGGAGGGAGCAGCGAAAGGGGCGACGACUGCCUCUGGAGCUACUACUGCUGCUGGUGGGGCAAGCUCAGCAGCCAAGCCCAGACGACCUGGGGGUGAUAGUAAGCCUGGCAGCGGCAGUGUCAGCAGGAGCGGGAGCGUCGGUGGUGGUGGUGGUGCUGCUCCUUCGGCAUCUCAGGCGCCACCGUCCCAGCAAAGGAGAGAGAGAGGGACGGGGAAGGAGAGGCCCGAGGGAGCAGGGAGCACGGCAGCCGAUAGUAGUGGCGGCAGUGGGGCUAGCAGCAGCAGUGCCGCCGCCGCCGCAGCAGCAGCAGCAGCACCAGCGACGGCGGCAGAGGCGGCUUCAAGAACAGGGGAAAGCAAAGAGAAGGAGAAGGAAGCCGCGAGGGGGAGCAGAGACAAGGAACGGGAGAGGCGCGCGAGGGAGAAGGACGACAAGGGGAAAGGCGCGGGGAGUAGGGACAAGGAACGAAAGGUGAGGGAGGGUGAGGGGAAGGCGGAGGAGGGAGGGGACAGUACUGCGUCGGAAAGCAGGGAAGGCGAGGCAGCGAGCAGCAGACGCUCUAGCAGCGGGGUGGCAGGAGGAGUAGCAGCAAGUCCGAGAGGGGGAGGGGUAGCAGCAGCAGCAGCAGCAGCAGGGAGCGGGGUUGCAAGUGGGAUUAAGAAGGUAGCACCAGUGCGGAUACCGUCUGUGGAAAGUAGCAAGGGGAGUGAGGUGGGCACGCCUACCAAGCGGCGCAGCAGCAGCAGCAGCAAGAGAACAGCAGAGCUCAGUGCUGAAGGUGCGGUUAGCAGCCCCAGAACCCCCUCUGGCUCCCGCUCCCGGUUCUCCUCUUCUUCCUCCGUCCCUGCUGCUGCUGCUGCUGCGGCUGGUGCUGGUGCUGGUGCUGGGACAAAGGAAGGAGGCGCAGCGGCCGAAGGGGGCGCGGGGGUGAAGAGGCCGGGAAGACUGGCGAAUGCAGGAGGAGCGGGGGUGCGGGGAGAGGAGAGAGCGGAGAGCAGCGUUGGUGCCGGGAUGGGCAUGGGCAUGGAAGGGUAUGAGGGGGAGGAUGGCAUGAUGCAUGAUGUGGGGAUGGGUGUUGGAGCCAUGGGCGCGGAUGAUGAUGAGGAUGACGACGACGACGAUGAUUACGAUGAUUCCACCAUCAUGGCUAAGCCACUUAACACGAUGGAUGGAGGCGGGGGUAUGAUGGGAGGAGCUGGUGGAGGGCCUAUGGGUCCGGGGGGGCAUAUGGGCAUGGGGCCCCAUGGGUACAUGGGCAUGGGGAUGGGCGGAGGCAUGGGGGGAGGUAUGGGGGGAGGCAUGGGUAUGGGCAUGGGUAUGGGUAUGGAUGGAAUGGGGAUGGGAAUGGGCAUGGACGCUAUGAAUAUGGGGAUGGGUAUGGAUGGCAUGGGCAUGGGCAUGGGCAUGGGCAUGGGCGGAAUGGGCGGAAUGGGCAUGGGUAUGAACCCAGGGAUGAUGGGUAUGGGGCCAGGAGGCAUGAACAUGAUGGGGGGUGGUAUGGGCAUGGGUGGAGGGGGGAUGGGCAUGGGGGUAGGCUUGGUGCCGGGAGGAGUGGGGCCAGCAGGAAUGGUAGCAGGUAUGGUGGCCGGGAUGCCUCUUUCCGGGCCUGCUGGCUUGGCUCGGCAACAACAACAACAGCAGCAGCAGCGGAGGGGGAACUAUCGAGAGGAGCAAAUGAGCCAUGAUAGCAUAGUCCUAGCCCCUCCAUUACAAUCUCCCUCCGUUGGAAUGGGGAUGGGGAUGGGGAUGGGGAUGGGUAUGGGUGGCAUGGGUAUGGGGCAGAUGAUGGGGGGUGAGGAGGAGGAGCACGUGGAUGACGAGGACUUGUAUGGUGGCGGUGGGGGAAGGGAGGAAGAGGAGGAGGAGGAUGAGGAGGAUGGGGGGAUAGACCUGUACAGCCCGGCUUCGCGUGCGUCGCGUGCGUCUCGUAGCGGUGGAGGGGCGGGCGCAAGGAGGAAGGGCGAUGAUGCUGCUGCCAUGGCUGCCAUGUCGGAAUCCGUUCUGGCCCUCAACAGAACGCUGAUGGAUGCGGCGGGGCUGGGCACGGUGACUCUGCUGGCGGGCACGCGCACCGUGGCGGUGAGCAACGAUGGCAUGGCGGCCAUGCUGGGCCGCGCCAGGGCGGACGUGGACGGGCACCGCUUUGCAGACCUCGUGGUUGAAGCAGACAGGCCCAAGUUCGAGGAGUGGUUGGACCGGGUGUGCAAGAAGGCCGAGGACGACCCAUCCUCUGCCUCUGCUGCUGCUGCCGCUGCUGAGGCAGGAAAUGCAGGCACGGUCUCUGACGGACAAGUAGACAAGGAAGUGGAAUUGCUAGGUGCCGCUGCUGCCCCUGCUGCUUCUGACGCUGGUGGUGGUGCUGAUGGUGGUGGUAGUAGGGAUGGUGACGCGGUGCUGGCAGGAGAAGGAGCCAAAACAGUAGCGGACGGAGCUGCAGGGGCAGAGACAGCAGCAGCAGCAGCAGGGGGGACAGAAAAGGAGGGAGCAAGUUCAGGAACAGAGCCAGCAGCAGCAGCAGCUGCCGCCGCCGCUGCCGUAGUAGCGGUUGGAGUAGGGCAGGGGAAGGAUUGCCUGGAGGUGCGGAUGCAGCACAAGUCAGGGGGGUCCGUGCGGGUGCGCAUGACUGCGGCUCUACCACCCACCGUGACUCCAGACGCACUGGGAAGUGGGAACCAAGUCGGCAAUGGAGAGAAGCCCCAUAGCGGUGGUGCCGCUGGUGCCAAUGCCGCCAGUGCCGCUGGUGGUGCUGUCGGUGUGUCUGCUGCAGGCAAGGGAACGGGUAAUGGUGCAGGGAGCAUGCCAGAAGUGGUGGCGCUGCUGGUGCAUGACAUCACGGGGUGCUGCGGGCACGGCGCAGAGAUGAGGGAGGCCAAGCAGGCCUUGCAGGCGGCGGCUGUGGAAGGCAACAAGGAGUUUGCUCGUUUGGUGUGCCGGGAGGUCGGCACUGCCAUCAACGGCGUGGUGGGCAUAGCGGAUCUGCUGCUGGACACGGACCUGGCGGGCGAGCAGCGCAUAUUCCUGGAGCUCAUCCUUGCGUGCUCCUCCAACCUGCACGCCGUGCUCUCCUCGCUGCUGCUCGCCGCCAACACCCACCCGCCGCUCCCCGCCGCGGGCGGGCUGUCGCUGCACUCGCUGCACCUCGCCACCCAGGACGUGGACCUGCACCGCCAGGUGCGGGAGUGUGUGCGGCUGGUGGACGUGGUGGCGAAGGAGAAGGGUCUGGCGCUGAUGUGCGGGAUAGACUCGGCAGUGCCGCGCAUGGUGCUCACGGACGCCGUGCGCCUGAGACAAGUGCUCAUGAACCUGCUCUUCAACGCCCUGCACAACACCACCCGGGGCGACAUCACAGUGAGUCUGCGUCUGGCGUCGCGGUACGAGCGGGAACAAGUGCAGGAGCGGCGGCGCGAGCACAAGGCGCAGCACCGCAAGCUCCUUGGCGCCGCUGCUGCCUCCGCUGCUGCUGCCGCCUCUGCUGGGUCGGACGACGAGGACGAGGGGGGGGACAGUGCCGGCACGCUGCUGCUGCGCUUUGAAGUGCGCGACUCGGGGUCCGGCAUGCCGCCUGCCAUCAGAGACGAGCUCACCGCCAUGUUCGCCUCUACCCUUCCCGCGGAGUCAGUCAACGGUGUGCGGGGCACGGGCCUUGUACUCGUUAAGAACCUCCUUGACAUGUUCGGGGGCUUCCUGCGCCUGGACAGCGACGAGCACCGGGGGUCGUCGUUUGUCUUCUUUGUGCGCGUGGCCAUCCCCGAGGUCAUGGUCACGCCCGCUGAGCUCAGCCCGCACCAGCCCCCGGACAUGGCGCUAUGGCGACGGGUGCCCGACAUUCGCGUGCUGCUCGUGGAUGAGGACAAGAUGAGUGAGAUGAUAGCGUCCAGUGUGUUCCGGCACCUGGGCCUGCCCAUGGACACGGCUCACACUGCCAUGGACGCCGCUUCCCUCUGCCACAAGUACAAAUACGACCUCAUCCUCAUUGACUGCAACCUAUCCGGGGUGGACGGCUUUGACACGGCGCGGCUGCUGCGGGCGCAGGAGAAGGAGGGCGUGGGGCGGGUGGGCGUGUACGAGCGCAGCUGCAUGGUGGCGCUGACGCCCGGGGUGAGCACGAGCAGCGAGGAGGAGCAGCGGUGCACGCGCGCCGGCAUGAACUACUUCAUCCCCAAGCCCCUGCGCCUCAGGGACCUGCAGAUGGUCGUCAGGCAUCGCCUCAACGUGCUGGAUACGGGCUCCAGGUCCUUCUCGGGGCCCUGCACGCUCAUCCAGUACUGCUCCGUGGACGACACGGAAGGCGAGGACGAGGAGGGGGACGACACGCACGAGUCAGAGGACGACCAUCGCAAGCAUCACCACCGCCGGCGCAGCCGCGGGGGCUCAAGCCACACUGAGGACGACGAGGACGAGGCAGGGAGCGACCUCCUUGGCGACAGCACCACGCCCUCUCUCACCCCAGAGGCCACCACCCCCGUGUCAGCGGCCCUUGCCGCUGCUAUGGACCUGCUGCCCCCUGCUGAAGCCCAUGCAAGGGUGGUGGCUGCUGUCGCUGCUUCGUCCUCCAACUUCUCCGGCCUUCCUCCCAAUCCCCUUCGGUCCUCUGGGAGCCUCCGCACCACAGGCAGCCUGAGGCAGCAGCCGGGAUCUAGAGACAUGCGCUCUGUGUUGGGUAGAGGGAAGGAGGGCGGGUCCGGGAUGCUCCGGCGAGGGAGGGAAGGCGGAUCGGGCUCUCUUGCGUUUGCUGCAGCCAGGGGUGGUGGUGCUGGGUCUGGAGGCUCUGGUUCUUCUCCUAGAGGCUCUGGCAUGGGGGGGGACGGCGGAGGUAGAGGAGGCGGAGGAGGUUUAGUCGGCACGGGGAGUGGUCGCAGGGAGGAUAUUUACAGCCUGAUUAUGGCGCAGAAAGCAACGCAGGAGGAGGAGAAGCUUCAGCACCGAGGGUCGGGGCUGCAGAGGGGGGGCAGUGGCAGCAGGAGCCACAGUGGGGGGAGCGGGAGCGUGGGUCGCAGCGGCAGUGGGAUGAGGUCGAGGGGUAGCAGGCUGGGUAGAGGGGGGGAUAGCCGCAGCAGCAGGGACAACAGGGGGAGCAGGGGCGGACGGAGAAGUAUAAGCGGGAGUAGAUCCCGCAGCCACAGCCGCAGCCGCAGCAGCGGGAGGAGUAGUAGGAGCAGGAGCAGUAGGAGCAGGAGCGGGAGUAGGAGUGGCAGCGAUAGGAGGAGGCGACGGCGAGGGGGGAGACGAGGAGGGAAGGGCGGGCGUGGGAGUGGAAGUGGAAGUGGGGAUGAUGACGACGAUGAUGAUCAUGAGUCUGUGGUGGAAGUCUCGGAUCCCAAGAGACUGAGUGGGAGACGAUCGGAUAUCCAUGAAUUUAUGGAGGAUGUUGGGAGGGUGAGGAAGGCGGGGGGUGGUAGCGACGAUGACAGGAGCAAUGAGGGCAAGGAUGAUGGGGAGAAAGACUUGGACAUGAGUGGGCUGAGGAAGCUGGGGAAGAGAGAGAGCGGCGCGCAGUGGAAGGACGGCAGGGAGGGGAGCAAGAGCCUGGGAAAGAUGAAGGUGGAUAUGAAGGAGGAGGAGGAGGAAACGGAGGGUGCAGUGACAGGUGGGGAGGAGGAGGAGGAUGGUAUCAAAGAUGAGGCGCGGGAGGCGGGCAAGGGGCAUGUGAAGCAGAAGUCGUCAAUGACUGGGCUGACCAUGGACCAGAUCUGGGCGCGAAUGAUGAACAAGCCAGUGGGCAUUGCGGAGGGGGAACGGGGGGAUGAGGAGGAGGAUGAGAGGGGGAGCUUAUCUGGGUCUGAUAGGAGCAGGAGGGGCAGAGGCAGGAGGAGCGGCAGGGGGAGUGGUAGGGAUGGGGAUAGUGACAGGAGCAGGGGGGAUAGCAGGGAGGACAGCAGGGAGCGGCGGAGAGGGAGAGAUAGGAGUAGGGAUAGGGAUUGGGACAGAGACCGGGAUUGGGAUAGUGAUAGGGAUAGCGAUAGGGAGAGGGAUAGGGGGUGGAAUAGGGGCAGGGGUGGAGACAGGGAUAGGGAUAGGGAUAGGGACAGCGAUUGGGAUAGUGACAGGGAAGGGAGGGGAAGAGAUAGUGAUUCGGAUAGUGAAAAGGGGGGGAGAAGGAAGAGGAGAGGAGGGAGGAAGGGGUCAGGAGGGGGGAGUGGAAGCGAGAAGGAUGGUGACGACGAGGACCUUUCUGAAGGGGAGAGGAAGAGGAGAGAGGGGGGGAGGAGAAGGGACGGCAGGAGGAGAAGCAGGAGCAGGAGCUCUGGCGGAAGCUCUAGGAGCGGGAGCAUGAGAGGGAGAGACGAUGGUGGGGAAGGGGUGGGGAAGGAGGAGAGGGAGAGGAGAGGCGGGUUGAAGAAGCAGGAUAGUGAGGGGAGCGAUGGGGAGCUGCUGCCAGGGCUGGCUGAAGCGGCAGCAGCAGCCAAGGCUGGCACGCUGGUGAGCACACCGAGCUUGGGGCGGCUGGUGCAUGAGAAGGAGGUAGAAUCGGCGAGGAACCUCAAGACGUUAGAUGAGGAUGAUGACGACGUUGAUGAUGAUAUGGGUGGAGGUGCAGGAGAGGGUGGCAAGGAGGGCGGGGACACUGGUUUGCCAGCAACAGUGUCGUCUACAACCUCUCCUCUCACCCCCGCUGCUGCUGCUGCCCCUGCUGCGGGUGCUCCUGCUGGUGGUUCACCUGACAGCAGCGGUUCUGCUGCUGCUGCCACACAAACAUCCGUGCCAUCUGCCCCCAGGGACGGGGAUAGUGCAGGUGCUAGCUCCACUGGUGUCUCCUCAGACCCAGCUGCGGAGACGGGAGGAGGCACUCCAAUUGCGGCCACUGCUGCUGCAGAUGAAAGAGAUGGUGACGAUGACGAUGGGGAGAGUGACAUCGAGGUGGAGGAGGCUGGCGACGGUGAGAGUCCCACGUUGGGCCGCACGUUCACAGUGAAGGCCUCGGGGGACCGCAUUCGGCAGCUGCUGCGUAGCAAGACCACGGACCGAGUGGCCGGGAAGAAGAGCCAGCACCAGGGGGAGGAGGGAGACCCGCCUCUCUUCCGAAGCAAGACGGCAGUGACGUCCGUGCCAGAGCACCUGCAGGGGAGCCAGGGGCUGCUGGGCCGGCCUGGCAGCAUGGGCGGCAGCAGCAGGCUGGGGAUGGGUGCAGCCCAGUUUGGAGUGGCGACUGGCCUUGGGGAGCGGUUUGAUGUGGCAUCAGCUGCUGCGGCGGCGGUUGCAGCUGUGCCGGAUGGGUCUCCAGCACUGCUUGCCGCUGGCUCUGCUCUUGGAGGAGGAGGGCAGUUGAGCCCUGCAGCAGAAGAGGCAGCAGAUGGAGCAGGAGGGGGGGAAGCAGGAGCAGCAGCGUUGGAGGGAGGUGAGCUGUCAGAGGAUGAGGGUGCGGCGUGGGAGCAGGAGCUGAGGGAGGGGAGGGGUGGGUCGGGGCGGCGAAUGGAGGAGGAGUUGCCCCUGGGGUGGGGCAUGAAGGACCGGCUUGGAGGCCCCAGGGAGGGGGAUGAGGGGCUAGAUGGGGAGGAUGAGGAUGAGGAGGAGGAGGAGGAGGAAGAGGAGGAGGAGGAGAUGGACAUUGAGGAGGAGAUAGCGCUGGCACGGGUUGCGGCGUCGGAGAGCUUGAACAGGAGAAUGGCAGCGCAGUUUCAAGGGGAGUUAGGGCACGGCGGGGGAGGCGGUGCCGGCAUGGGGUGAAUGGAUAAGGACUCUUAGAAUGCCGCAGCAACGAGGUGCGGUGUGGUGCACCUAUGGGGUUGGGUGCUUUUGCUAGAGUUCUCAGAAUGCGUCUGCAACAGAGGUGGUGGUGUGGGUAUGGGAUGGUGGUGGAGUUGGGUGACUGGGGAUUGGAGAUGGGUGUGGAGCGGUGGCAGGAGUUGUGAAUGUGUGCAUCUUGAUUUGAAGACUUGUUUUCACAGAUGUGGCAACAGAGCCACAUGUACUAGGCAGCGCAGCAUGGCACAUCCCAUUGUGCCUCAUCCUCCUCUCUUCCGGCUGCUGCGGCUGUGGCUACUGCUGGAGCUGCUGCUACUGCUGUCUAUCCUCUCGUUGUUGGCUCCCGGUAUCUGUUGUUCGUCUGCGUGUCACCCUGUUUCUCUCCCUGUAGGUAUCACCGUAUCACACAGCAGAGCCACGCUGCAUGGAGCGAGCUGUCAGCAUGUUUGCUGCACAGACACUGCAGCAGCCUGCCUUGUUCUGUUUGGGAUAAAGUACUGGUCAUAGUUGUAGCCUCUGGCCAGGGGCCAGGCUAGUAUGUUGUGUAGUGAACUAAAAGGUUGACAACAAUGCUCUGUGUAGAUAGUAUAUGAGGCAACUCUGUAGUGU
This is a messenger RNA of Closterium sp. NIES-67, 9749 nucleotides long. The record is from the annotation of a GenBank genome assembly. Lineage: Eukaryota; Viridiplantae; Streptophyta; Zygnematophyceae; Desmidiales; Closteriaceae.